GUCGCCGACGGCAGCCAGCCUGUCUAUCCGCCACCACCACCAUGGUCGGAGCUAACGACGCAGAGAGUGCAAUAGAUUUGAGCUGUGACGAAGAUUUGAUGGUGUUGGCAAUGCUCAACGAUCACAUCAUCCCACAGCUCACGGUGGCCACCAUGAAGGACAUCCUCGCUGAGCUCCUGCAGAAGGAGUGCGACCACCGACCCGACGUCACCUACAUCUGCACAGUGCAGCGCGACGGCAUGGAAGCAUCGUGGCGCGUGCGCAUUGCUGAGUGGAUGGUGGCCAUCUCGACAGAGUUCGAGUUCGCAACAGUUACCACGGACCUUGCGCUCAACUACCUCGACCGACAUCUUUCGCGAAGAUCCGUAUCGCAGCACAACCUGCAGCUCGUCGGACUUGUUGCGCUCUUGGUCGCGUCCAAGUUCCACGAGCCCGAUGCGUUGCUUGUCGCGGAGGCGGCCAACUUGGCACAUUUGGCUGGAUUUACCCCCGACACUAUUCGGAGUAUGGAGACGUCCAUGCUUGAUGUCCUUGAGUGGAAUCUCCACAUUGUCGUCCCGAUUCACUUUGUAGAGUGCUUCGUGGUCGAGUUAUCGCCAGACGAUUCGUCGCGCUUGGGCGAAGCGUGCCUCCCUUUCCUCGCCGCCAGUCGGAUGUCGCACGAAAUGCUAGCGUUCUUGCCAUCCGAAAUCGCGGUUGCUAUUGUUACCUUGGCGUGUCAGGUCACGGGUCAUCAUGCAUCUUGCGCCAGUGUUAUUGCGUCGCUUACGCAGCUUGUGCCUGCAACGACUACAGCCAAGGUUGAGCGUUGUCUGCAGAUUCUCGCCCAGUGCAUCGAUAUGGCAUCAACUACUCUGUCGUUGAAGCGAGACCGGUCGCCAAGUCCAUUGGGCGUGGAAGGCCUCGUCCUUGGCGAGUGUGCCGACGACCACCAGUCCACGUUUUGUCCGUUGGUCAAGCGACCCAAGUGUCAUCUGUAGAAGCGAUAGUACCGAGUAGAAACCCUAUGUAUACGUGGCUGACAUCAGGAUGGAUGGACGGCCACGUCAAAGUUUGUAAAAAGAAAUAGAUCCAACCGCACAUGCGUG
Aphanomyces invadans is the source of this 1088-nucleotide messenger RNA. RefSeq lists its product as hypothetical. Gene Ontology annotation, cellular component: cyclin-dependent protein kinase holoenzyme complex; cytoplasm; nucleus. Bases 42 to 980 code for a protein of 312 amino acids. The transcript has a single exon. Gene Ontology annotation, molecular function: cyclin-dependent protein serine/threonine kinase regulator activity. Lineage: Eukaryota; Oomycota; Saprolegniomycetes; Saprolegniales; Verrucalvaceae. Gene Ontology annotation, biological process: mitotic cell cycle phase transition; regulation of cyclin-dependent protein serine/threonine kinase activity. The record is from RefSeq and is a predicted model, not a curated record.